AUGGAGCUGGUUUGCGAAAAUGGGAAGAUUCUUGCAAAGAGUCGAAAAACCAACAACAAGGGCUAUUUUCAGAAUCAACGUACGCAAUCGAUAUUGGAUUUGUAUGAGACCGAGUACGAUGAGAGUUUCAAGAAAAACAUCAAGAAUCUUGAAGAGACACAAGUUGUUCCUGUGAGUGACGAACAAACCAAUAAAAAAAAGAGGACUAAGUCCUCCAAGAAUGAAUCAGAGAGAGAUCUUUUGAAAGGCAACAAACGUUUUGAGGCACCAACGUUGAAUGAUUAUUCUUUGAAAGGUUUAAAGAAUGUUGAAGUCAUCACAGCUCCUCCAGAUGCGCAAUCUGAAGCUGUUGGAAGAUCCACAAAAUUGUAUUUUAGGCCUUCAUCUAUGCUUUCUCGAGGAACUUCUAGAGAUCUAAGUUGUUCUUUAAAGAAGAGGAAGUGUGGAGACAAUGAAGAAGAAGAAGAAACAACCUAUCUAAGUAAUAGUUCGGAUGAUGAAUCAGAUGAUGCUAAAACACGAGUUCCUGCGAGAACAAGAAAGACUGUAGCUAAGAGAAAACGAAGCACAGAAGUCCAUAAGUUAUCUGAAAGAAAGAGAAGACACGAGAUCAGCAAGAAAAUGCGUGCUUUGCAGGAUCUACUACCUAACUGUUACAAGGAUGACAAGGUAUCAUUGUUGGAUGAGGCUAUCAAAUAUAUGAGGACACUUCAACUUCAAGUUCAGAUGAUGAGAAUGGGAAAUGGAUUACUACAACCAUCUAUGAUGCUACCAAUGGGUAAUUACUCUCCCAUGGGUCUAGGAAUGCAUAUGGGCGCAGCAGCAACAACACCAGUACCACAAUUUAUGCCUAUGAAUGUUCAAGGAACCGGUUUUCAUGGGAUUAACAAUGCAUCAUCACAAAUGCUAAAUGCCUUUUAUAAUCAUCCCUCAGGAGUAAUCCCAAAUUCUCCCAUGUUUUCUCCAUUAGAAAGCUGCUCCCAGCAACUGGUCGUUCCUUCAUAUUUGCCUGAGACUCAAACUACUUCCUUUAGUCAGUUUCCAAUGUCUGCCUCGACCUCGAACUUCGAAGAUGCUAUGCAGUUUAGAGGAAGCAAUGGUUAUUAA
Messenger RNA from Eruca vesicaria subsp. sativa (arugula), 1107 nucleotides. Lineage: Eukaryota; Viridiplantae; Streptophyta; Magnoliopsida; Brassicales; Brassicaceae. The record is from the annotation of a GenBank genome assembly.